Messenger RNA from Drosophila ananassae, 1891 nucleotides. RefSeq names its product leucine-rich repeat-containing protein 59. Lineage: Eukaryota; Metazoa; Arthropoda; Insecta; Diptera; Drosophilidae. The coding region runs from base 131 to 1126 and encodes 331 amino acids. The record is from RefSeq and is a predicted model, not a curated record. Gene Ontology annotation, molecular function: protein binding. The transcript has 4 exons.
ACUGUCAUUCGCCCAGAGCCGGCUUUCAAAAAACCUCUCGAGAUUCGCGUAAACACAAACAUCGAACAAAAACAACAGCUGAACGGAACGGAAAGGAAAUUGAAAAUUUAAUUUUUAAAAUUUUUUCAAAAUGCCGAAAGCCGGCGACAAGGAGAAAGCGAAGGUGAAGGUGAACGUGAAGGAGAGAGUGGUGGACGAGUCCUGUGACCUGAGCCUCUCGGAGCUGAGCGAAAUUCCUGUCCGGGAAAUUGCUUCGUUCAAGCGCGUCACCGUUCUGGAUCUCUCCAGCAAUCGCCUGGUCAGCCUUGGAAAAAACUUUGCCACUUUGACCCGUCUGGUGAAACUGGAUCUGAGCAAAAAUCAAAUACGUUUCCUGCCCGACGAUUUUGGGCAGUUGGAGCAGCUGCGUCAUUUAGACCUUUACGACAACUGCCUGGAGCACCUGCCACUCAGCUUUGGUCAACUGCGACGCCUGAGGUAUUUGGAUCUGAAGGGGAACCCCCUGACGCCAGCCUGGGAAAAGAUUGUGGGUCGUUGCUCCACUCUAAAGGACUGCCAACAGGCAGCCAAGAAUACGGUCAGCAUCUGCGCCAAUUACAAGCCCGAGUAUCUUGAACGUGAGCGUUUGGCAGCCCAACAAAUGGUGGGAUCUGGAGAUGCGUCCUCUACCCAGGCGAACGGCGGGGGAGGAGCUGCUGCCAAGGAUAAGCAGGGAAAGGCCAUCAAACCGAACAACAAAAAAACCAAAGCCAAAAAGGUCGGUGGAGCUGGCGACAAUGAAUUGACAAUCAAGCCAGUAAACGCAACAGGAGGGUCCAUGACCGGACCCGGAGGAUCUGUUACAAAAUCGAAUCAAAAGAGCACUCAAAAAAAGAAGAAAGGAAACUGCUGCUCAAAGUUACUCUCUAGGUCAGCCCUUUCCUCGUUGCUGACAUUUAUGUUGCUGUUUGUUUUUAACGCAGUAGUCAUCUACAUGAUAAUGUUCAAGAAUCCGGAGAUUGCGGACAAACUGGUGGAGUAUAUACCACACCAGUAUCGCGAUUGGAUUCUGACCAAAACCGAAAUCUUUCGGUUGCGUGUAACUGACUGGAUUUCGGAGUUUCGAACACCGCCAGAGGAACACUGACGGUUCAUUUAUUUGAAGCCUUAGAGCGCUGGGCUUCAAAUAGAAAAAAUCUCCAUACAAAAAUUCGGAUAACUAGCGCGUGUGUGAAGGCGAAAAAUUUUGAAAACAAAAAAAAAAAACAUAGACCACCUGAACGAUAUAUACGACUGCAUGGGUAUACCAUUAUAUAUAAUGUACUGCCAUAUAAUUUUGAUAGACUUUAAGCCAUCACGUCCAUUGGGAGGAAUUUUUCACAAGAACACCGCACACACAACAGCGACUAUUUAAGGAUGACACCAAAACUACACUCAAUCAAGCAAAGUAACUGACGAAUCUAUAGCUUACCUAACCAUAUAGCUCAAGCUCAACUCAAUAGUAACUGAAUGGCAGUUCCAAACUGACCAGCGCAUAGAAACUACAGACACAGUCUUUCAAGACCAAAUCCCAGUAAUAUCCAGCAUCUAUCAAUACAAAACUCGAUCCCGGAUCGGAUCGAGCCAGCAGAUAAUCUAAUAUUUUAAUCUAUUGUAAUAGUUAUGUGUGCAAUUAACAAUUUUUAUUUGAAGUUCAUCUUAAAUUAUUGUCAUGUUAGCAGACCAAUUUAAAUUUGUAGAUUUCAAAUCUCGUAGGUUUAAUCGAAAAUUGUAACAUUCAUCACCAUUGGUUUAUUUCUAAAAGUCGAAACAAGUUCAAGAGUUUUCAUAUAAUUUUUGUAAAAAUUAAUUAAUUAUAUUGUACCAACAUAUGUGCAGAUUUUGGAAUAAAAUUUUACAUUUUAACAAAAGA